ACCAUCUUCUAGACACCACCACACCAUACCCUCUUGUACACUUCACGAGGUGAUACACCUUCACUCCCCGCCACGUUCCUUGUCUCUCCCUCCCUAUAAUACCAUACUAGCUCGUUCCAUUUAAGAAGAAGGUUACAAAAGAAGAAGCAACGCUUGCUCUUAGCUUUCCCAGUCUUUAAAUUCUUGUGAGUGCGUGCCACGCAAGAAAGAAAGUCAUGUCGAGGUACGAGCAAUCAUCAGCACAACCAACUUCACGCAAGGCAGUACUAAAGUUUAUGACUGCAGGGACAAUAGGUGCAGCACUGUUGGUGUUGUCCGGGUUGACUCUGACUGGAACAGUUAUAGCCUUGAUCGUGGCUACACCAAUUCUGGUGCUGUGUAGUCCGGUUUUGGUCCCAGCAGCCAUGGUUGUUUUCUUGGUAUCUUCUGGCUUCUUUUUCUCCGGUGGGUGUGGGUUGGCUGCUAUAAUGGUAUUGCUGUGGACAUAUAAUUAUGUGACUGGUAAGCAUCCACCUGGUGCUGAUAGGCUGGAUUAUGCUACACGGAAGAUAGCAGAAAAGGCUAAAGAGUAUGGUCAGUACGUGCAACAAAAUGCUCAAGAAGCUACUCAAACUUCUUAAUUGCUUGGGUUAAUGGUAUAAUGUGAUUUGGCGUACGUGGCUUCUGCUCAUGUCUUGGUAGGCAGUGUGUUAUGCUUUUCUUGUCACUUUCCUCGUUAUGUAGUAUGUCUUUUGCUUUUGAAAAACAAGCUGCAUUGUGUA
Messenger RNA from Populus nigra (black poplar), 761 nucleotides. RefSeq names its product oleosin Ara h 15.0101-like. Gene Ontology annotation, biological process: lipid storage. Gene Ontology annotation, cellular component: monolayer-surrounded lipid storage body; membrane. The transcript has a single exon. The coding region runs from base 216 to 620 and encodes 134 amino acids. NCBI's taxonomy places the organism in Eukaryota, Viridiplantae, Streptophyta, Magnoliopsida, Malpighiales, Salicaceae. The record is from RefSeq and is a predicted model, not a curated record.